GGUCAUCCGUGUGGAGGACAGGAAGAAGAAGUGAGCUCGGAGGAAGUGAACCGCUCUGGUGUUGACACUUUCUCUGCUUUAAUUCAAAGGGAUCCGUUUGUGUUCACACCAACAUGAGCAGCGGGGUGAGCCGGACGGUCCUGCGGAGGCUGCACUCCGCCUCCCCGGGCAGCUGGAGCCGGAUCAGGCCGUCCUGCUGCAGACUUCAGCAUGCCGGGUUCAGGUUCAUGUCAGGCCGGGGAGCCAUGAAUGUGUUCAACAGGGAGAUGAAGAAGAGGCAGAAGAACUGGGCAGCUUCUCUUCAAAACGGACAUCACUACGACUACCUGAGGGACGAGGUCGGCAGCAGGGUGGCUGAUCGUGUCUAUGACAUCGCCAGGACGUUCCCUCUGGCUCUGGACAUCGGCGGGGGGAAAAGUCACAUUGCAGAACAUUUGAACAAGGAGGUCGUAGAGCGUUUGUUCCUCACAGACAUCUCUGAAAGAUCUCUGAAACAGACGAGACAGACUGAGAUCCCAACUCGCUGCGUUCUGGCUGAUGAAGAGUUUCUGCCCUUUAAAGAAAACACGUUCGACCUGGUGGUGAGCAGCCUCAGUCUUCACUGGAUAAACGACCUGCCAGGAGCUCUCAAACAGAUCCAGCAGGUGCUGAAGCCUGACGGGGUGUUCAUCGGGGCGAUGGUCGGCGGGGAGACCCUGUACGAGCUGCGUUGCGCCCUCCAGCUGGCCGAGACGGAGAGGGAGGGAGGGUUCUCCCCCCACGUCUCCCCCUACACCGCCGUCACCGACCUGGGUAACCUGCUGGGCCAGGCCGGCUUCACCAUGCUCACUGUGGACAUUGAUGAAGUUCAGGUUCACUAUCCAGGAAUCAUUGAAGUCAUGACGGAUUUACAAGGUAUGGGCGAGAGUAACUGUGCGUGGAACAGGAGACCGCUGCUGCACAGAGACACCGUUUUAGCCGCCGCCGCUGUUUAUAAAGAGAUGUACGGUGACGAGGACGGGUCCAUCCCCGCCACCUUUGAGAUCCUCUACAUGAUUGGCUGGAAGCCUCACGAGUCACAGAGCAAACCAGCGAAGCGCGGCUCGGCCACCGCGUCGUUUGGAGAUUUAUCGAAGAUCGGACAGACGAGCAACGCGAAGAAGUCGUAGAAUCACCUGAGGCCGUAAAACAGCUGACUGACUUCAGAGUGUACAUGCUAUAUUUUAUUUAAACUAGCUCGUGUUGAACUGUUGAUGUGUGGAAUAAAGUUAUGUGAAACAGCAAA
Labrus mixtus (cuckoo wrasse) is the source of this 1264-nucleotide messenger RNA. RefSeq names its product NADH:ubiquinone oxidoreductase complex assembly factor 5 (gene ndufaf5). Gene Ontology annotation, biological process: mitochondrial respiratory chain complex I assembly. Gene Ontology annotation, cellular component: mitochondrion. Bases 114 to 1148 code for a protein of 344 amino acids. Lineage: Eukaryota; Metazoa; Chordata; Actinopteri; Labriformes; Labridae. The transcript has 11 exons. The record is from RefSeq and is a predicted model, not a curated record. Gene Ontology annotation, molecular function: S-adenosylmethionine-dependent methyltransferase activity.